Messenger RNA from Saccostrea cuccullata (small rock oyster), 825 nucleotides. RefSeq lists its product as uncharacterized. The transcript is spliced from 4 exons. The record is from RefSeq and is a predicted model, not a curated record. The annotation marks the transcript as partial. NCBI's taxonomy places the organism in Eukaryota, Metazoa, Mollusca, Bivalvia, Ostreida, Ostreidae.
AGUGCAUCUACCCUGCUUCGUUCAUCUUUGUUUGACCCUGAGGAUGUUGUGCGCCAUACAGCUUUUGAUGUUUACUCAAGACACCCAAUGAGGAAAAAACUGACAAAAGAGCAGGAAAAUAUGAUUUUAGAAAAAAAGUAUACGUAUCCCAUCGUAAGUCGUAUUCGAAAGCGGUCUGCCGACAAGUUGUUAGAGGAAAAUGAUUUUGACGUGAACCUUUCUCAAUAUAACUGGGGGAAAAAUCAGGGGUCAGGAAAUAUUGGAUCAUCCUCAGGACUAGAUUCUGAUCAAAGCGUUAAAUUCCACAUGACUCAAGUUGAGAGUGUUGUAACUUUGAAAGCUGACAAGCAAAGUCAUUCAAAAGCAAAUGCUGGUUUUGUCCACAAAAGAUUUGAUAAUCAUAGAACAAAGAUAUGUGACAAGAAAAGCUUCCAUUACGACCUGAAUGUUCUCAAUGAUUAUGGGUUUAAUGAUGCUCAAGAUGUAAUGACAGAAUAUGACAAAAUACAGCAGCAAAUUACGGGCCCUAUAAGAGAUGCCAUUAAAGGAAUCAACAGACUGAUAUUUGGGACAACAUCCGAGAACAAACUGCUGAAAUCAAUUGAUAGUUUAUCCAGAGCUUUGGCAAAUUGCUAUCACUCUAUUCUUCUUGUUGAUAACAAUUUUACAAAAGAACUAUAUGAUAUUGCACAGUUUAAUGUUAUAUCUGAUAUCAAACCAGCUGUCAAAUUACUUCAAGAAGUUGGAUCAUUUAUAAAGGAUAUAAAGGAUGACUUAAAUCAAUUUUACUUCGUAAGUUAUCUUCCUAGAAAACAAAUACAAUAG